Haplochromis burtoni (Burton's mouthbrooder) is the source of this 1442-nucleotide messenger RNA. RefSeq lists its product as uncharacterized. Gene Ontology annotation, molecular function: G protein-coupled receptor activity. Gene Ontology annotation, cellular component: membrane. The record is from RefSeq and is a predicted model, not a curated record. Lineage: Eukaryota; Metazoa; Chordata; Actinopteri; Cichliformes; Cichlidae. Gene Ontology annotation, biological process: phospholipase C-activating G protein-coupled receptor signaling pathway; positive regulation of Rho protein signal transduction.
GUCUUUCUUUGAAGAAAAGGUGAACAGUGCAUCUUUUACCAGAGCUCCAUCCCUGAAUGGCAGAUAGAGAUGGGGCCCAUCCAUGUGAUGAUGUGGAUCAAUAUUGGUGUCUGCCUUCCUUUGACCAUACUGGUCAUCUGCUGUUUGUGUUGUGUGGUGCGACGGGAUCAGGUCCCUGUCAUCUAUUACACAAACCUCCUGAUCUCCAACCUAAUCCAGAUGUGCACUAUCAUCAUUAUCGUGGCAAAACCAGAUGAUCAUGAAACCUACAUGAUGUCUUUUGUUAUUUACUAUUUCGGUGUCCAGGCCAGUCUUUACUUCAAGUUGUGCAUUGCUCUGGAAAGGUGUUUUUUCAUCACCCGCCCACUGAUGGACUUUAUGAGGCAAACCAGGAGUUCUGUGCUGGUCUGCAUUCUGGUCUGGGCCCUUUGUGUUGUCAGUGUACCUGUGGCCAUAGUCUUGCGUUAUUUUCUACGAGUCCUUAUUUUGAUCCUAGUCCCUGCCUUUCUGUUCAUCAUCUGUUUUGCUGCGACCCUCAAAGCCCUGCAUGCUGCCUCCACAGUGAGCACCGAGGAAAAGCGAAGAAUUGUAGGAACUUUGGUUCUGUUGCAGCUUAGUUACUUUCUGAUGAUCCUACCUGCAAUUACUGAGUUAACUUUUGAAUUUCACCCACAUGACACUGUCAGAGAUGUUGUUUUCAUCUUGUUUCUACUCAGUCCUUUUAUGGACCUGAUUUUGUUUUUUCUCAUGCAGAAAAUGCCCACUGACAAGCGGCUGGCUGGUUUGUGCUGCUGCAGUAGGUGUAGCAGCAGCUCAUCAUUGUGAGGAUAAAGCAAACGGCUGUUGUACUACAGAUUUAAGCAGCAAAAACUAUUUUAUUUUAUAUGCUCGAACAUGCAGAAAAUAGGUUUAAAUGUUAAACAAAUGUCUUCCAGUCAGAGAAUGUUGCAUAUAAUUUAAUUUUUGCUUGAUGCGUAAAGUUAAAAGAUUAAAAAUAAUAAAACUAGUUUUAAAAAGAGACUUUUUCAUUUGAUUACAUUUUAUAUGAUGGAUUAUUCAGAGAAACUAGAAUUGGUCUGAAAAAUCUAUCGCUUUAUCACCUAUUCAGGUUGUAAAUCAUGUUUUUCAAAAGUAACUAAGUAACUAAUUACUUUUGAAAAUAAGUAAUCAGUAAAGUAACAGGAUUAAUUUUUGGGGGAAGUAAUAAGUAGUUAGUUACUGAUUACUUUUUUCAACUACCUUGACCAACACUGGUCUUGUGUUGCCAUCUGCAACACUUGACCACUGAUGGACUUUAUGAGGAAAACCAGGAGUUCUGUGCUGGUCUGAGUCUGAGUUAACGUUUGAAUUUCACCCACAUGACACUGUCAGAGAUGUUGUUUUUAUCUUGUUUCUAUUCAGUCCUUUUAUUACGGAGCCCCGCAGGGGACAUGGGAGAAAAA